Molecule: messenger RNA, 10514 nt
Organism: Phycodurus eques (leafy seadragon)
Lineage: Eukaryota; Metazoa; Chordata; Actinopteri; Syngnathiformes; Syngnathidae
Gene: map1aa
Product: microtubule-associated protein 1Aa
Exons: 4
Coding region: 256-7185 (2309 amino acids)
Biological process (GO): dendrite development; axonogenesis; microtubule cytoskeleton organization
Cellular component (GO): neuronal cell body; synapse; cytosol
Molecular function (GO): microtubule binding; actin binding
Source: RefSeq, a predicted model, not a curated record
UCUCUGAUCACUGACUUGCCUGGAAAUAAACUGUUGACACUGAGUGGGCAGAGCUCUAAGGAGGGAGGUGACAUCCUUCUACAAGGUGGUAGCAGUCUUUCCAGGGCCUCUCCACAGCAGGCCUCUCCACAGCAGCCAACAAGUCUUACUGUUUCCUGUCAAGUAGACGGAGGCUGUAGCUGCCAAAGACAAGAGCAGCAUCUGUUUCAAAAUAUUCUGCAAUACCGCUUGAACCCUGAGCCUCACCUGGCUAACAUGGAAGGAGUGACAGAAUUUACAGAGUACGUCUCAGAGACAGUAGAUGUACCCACACCGUUUGACCUUCUAGAGCCCCCGACUUCUGGAGGAUUUCUGAAACUGUCCAAACCUUGCUGCUACAUCUUUCCUGGAGGAAGAGGAGACUCUGCUUUGUUUGCUGUCAAUGGGUUUAACAUCCUGGUGGAUGGCGGAUCGGACAGAAAGUCUUGUUUCUGGAAACUGGUUCGCCACCUUGACAGGAUUGACUCUCUUCUGCUUACCCAUAUUGGGGCAGACAACCUUCCUGGUAUCAAUGGCUUGUUCCAGAGAAAGAUUGCAGAGCUGGAGGAGGAAGGCAACCAUGGAUCUGGUUCGAGCAGCAGUGGUGAGUCAAUGAAGAACCUAAUAUCCCCUGAGCUUGGGAUUGUAUUUUUGAACGUCCCUGAGAAGCUUCGGAUUCCAGAGUCCACUCUAAAAGUGAAACGAAGCAUUGAGGAAGUAUCUCUUACACUGCAGUACCUCAACAAGCUAGGGAUCACACCUGAACCACUUCACAGGACAGUAAGUAACACCAUUGAACCCAUCACACUCUUUCAUAAACUUGGAGUGGGAAAGUUAGACAUGUAUGUGCUAAACCCUGUCAAGGAGAGCAAAGAGAUGCAGUUUCUUAUGCAAAAAUGGUCUGGGAACAGCAAAGCCAAGACUGGUAUUCUGAUGUCUAAUGGCAAAGAAGGAGAAAUAUCUGUUCCCUAUUUGACAUCAGUUACUGCUCUUAUUGUUUGGAUUCCUCACCGUCCUACAGAAAAGAUCAUUAGGGUUCUCUUUCCUGGAAACGCACCACAGAGUAAAAUCUUUGAGGGCCUUGAGAAGCUGAAACACCUUGACUUUCUGCGAUACCCAGUAGCUACUCAAAAAGACAUAGCAACUAGUGCACCGCUGCCCAUUAUUAAACAGACUAAAAUGAAAUCAAGAACUGACAGCAAAGAGAGCCUCAAAACAUCACCAAAACCAAACUCAAAAACAGCCAAGAAAGAAACUGUUGGGGAGGAAGAAGAGUCCAAGAGUGAAACUACUAAAGAGAAUAAAGUGGAAAAGAAAGAGGAGAAAAAACUGAAAAGUCAAAGUCUAAAGGCCACCAAACAACAGAAAAAUAGUGAGGUUGCUCCUGUGACAGGAAAAUCAGAGAAGAAGAAAAUAUCUCAUGAGAAAAGUAGCAAAAUGGACAAAGUGUCCCGAAUGGAUGAAAAGAAGGACAAGGAGAAGAAGGAAAUUAAUAAAGACAAAGUAAAAAAAGAUGAAAAUAUUAGAAAAGAAGAAAAGAAGGAAAACAAGGAGCUCAAAAAGAAGGAUACAAAUAAGACAGAACUGAGAAAGAUGACAAAACCUGAUCUAAAGCCACUCACCCCUGAAGUCAGAAAAACUUUACACAAAGUCAAGACUCAGACCAAAACCAAGACAGAAAAAAAUACAGUCAGUAAGGAGCAUGCAACUGGUAAGAAGCAAGUCCCUGAGAACCUCCAUGUAGAGGUCACAGCAGCAGCUCUUGCAGACAGGUCCAUUGCGUCUUCCCCCGAGGACCUUACUGACGACUUUGAGGCUCUGAAAAGAGAAGAGCUGUCCAAACCCAAGACUGAUGCUACCCAGAUAUCUGAGGUGUCAGUUCACAAAGACACUAAAGUUUCUAUGUCAUUUUCUCCUGAUGAUAAAAUUACACCAUUGGGCACUAAUACAGCGAAUGUUUCAUCCACAUUCAAAACAGACAACACAGACAGGAAAACUUCAGAACAAAUUAAAUCUAAAAAAAAAGAUUCAAACAGGAAACAUGAGGACACGACUUUUGAAGAUUAUGGCAAAUAUUCUGCGAAGGGUCACCUAAAAGACAUAUCAAAGAAGAGUGAUAGCUCAGAGGAUGAUGAUGACGUAAUUGAAAAAGCUGAGCUUGAAGGAACUGAAGAUGAUGCAUUUAUCAAGUAUAAAACACAGGAGAUAAAAAAAGAAAGCACUGCAAAAGAAUUGGAAAACAAAAUAACUCCACAACUGACCUCAUCCACUGCAGCAAUGCCUGGACAAGGAGUAGUAACAUCAGCCUCAGAACAGUUCUCCUUUAUCCAAGAUGAAACCAUCCCUGGUUACUCUGAGACCGAACAGACCAUUUCUGAUGAGGAGAGCCAUGAUGAUACAGAAGAAAGAAUGCCACAGUUACGAUUAAGUGGAGGAUGUCAUGACAUCUCAGUCCCUGAUGCCCCUCAAACCUUUGAUUCUAUGCACAGUAUGAAAGAGAUAAAAAGCUUUGCUGUGUCUGAUGUUGUGGAUGUCAAAACCAAAGCCCUAAUGGGAGGUCAGGAGUCAGAGAUAGCAAUUUACCCUGCUGUCAUUGCGGCUCCUCUUGCAGAGGAGGAACACAUAUCGUCGGCCACAUCCAUAACAGAAUAUGACAAGAUGUCUUCAUUUGCCACAUCUGUAGCUGAAGACCAGUCCAUAGCAUCUGUUACAGCCCCUCAGACUGAAGAAGUUGGAAGGAACUCUCUCCUUGAUACCAUCAACAAUGUACCCUCACAUACAGAAGGCACCCAAGGAAAGGAAUAUCUCCAUUCUGCAGGUACCAUUUCACCCACCUCCUCUCUGGAAGACGACAAAUGUUUUAAGUCUCCGUCCUCUGAUGAAUACCAACCCAAUAUACAUGAGUUGGAGAGUGAUUGCAAGGGCAAUGCAGCUCAUGAUGAAGAUGAUGAUGAAGAAGACGAAGAUGAGGAUCAGACUCCAAAUGUUGAUAUACCACUGGGUAAACUCCAAGAGGGCUAUGAACAUGCAGCAACCAUGCUGCUCAGGAAGAAAGAGGACUCUCCUCCUCCCACUAUUUCUCCUGUCUUCUCUGCCAAGCAGCACUCUCCCACACAGGUUGUCAGCGAAAAACUGUCUCCAUUUAGUACAGGUGGAUUCGUGAUCAGCACUGGAAUACGACCUGUAUCGCCAACUCUAACUCUCACCACUGGAAUGGAGUCCCACUCCACAGAAGACAGUGAAGACAGAUGUCCAAGUCCAGAUGACAGCACUAUGAAACUGGCUUCACCCACACAGUCAGUGCCUACAAGCAGUGGCUACUCUCCAGCAGAGGAAAAACUCUUAACGAGAGGAGAGAAAAAUGAAGCAGUGUCAAACUUGAAAUGCGACACUCACAAUGUCGAGAAGUCAGUCACUAUUUCCGAUAAUUCAUCCUUCAUUGGAAUGCCAGGUGACAAAACAAUGUUAGAGGCAUCAGAAGAAUCUGAAGAGAGUUUGGAUGAAGAUGACUAUUACACAAAAAAGGAUCUUCAGCCAGCUAUUAAGGCUAAACUUAUGGAGGCAAAAGAAGGGUGCUUCCUGGAUGAUGAUGUAACAAAUGAGGCAAAGAUCUCCAAGAUAAACGUAGACCUUGAAAUCUUAGAAAAGUCUCCAAAGGCAGAUGAGAAACAUAAGCCUCAAGUCAUAUACUCGGAUGAGGAUGAAACAGAUAAUUUCCCAACUGGAUUAGAAUCAAGCAAAAUGUGUCAAGAAAGUGCUGAAAAACCAAAUAUGUCUCUCACAGGGCCUGAGAAAAGUGUUCAAUUUAGUAUCUGUGAUUUCCCAGAGAAGGAGACCAAAGAGAAAGCCAUCUAUAUAAGACAAGACACACCUUAUGUGCAUGGCAAAACAUUCUCUUACAGCGACAUUUAUGAUAGCAAUCCAAGUUCUGUGGAAUCAGAUUCAUUUCAUCAGGAGUCCGUAGAUGAGGUGGAGAAAGAAAUUUCAAGGGAUGAAAUGGGUUUGCCACGAUACCCUGUAACAGCGAGAGAUAAGAUGUCAGAAAACGUUGCAUCUUCUACUUCUUUAUCGUCGGAAAUGGAUCCCUUGUCCUUUCCAAUGCAACCUGACCAGCUAAACGCCUCAACUUAUUCCUCAAUGACAGCGUUCAAUGUUGCCAAAGCUGCUGGCACUGACAGUAAGGAUCAGGGUGCAUGUUUGGAGAUUGAUAUGCGGCAAAUUACAGCUAGAGAUGAGGAAGACAACGAUGAUGAUGAUGAUAAUGAUGAGGAGGAUGACGAUGAAGAUGAAGAAUUUGAGGAUGAAGAUGAAGAAGUUGAGGAUGAUAAAGGUGGUGUUGAUUCUGAUAUGGAGAAAGGUGCCAAAGAGAAGUUUGAAAAGGAAGUAAAAUGUCCUGAAAGUGAAUUGUUUAGCACAAUUAAGCCUGAAUUUAUGGUUUCCAUGGCUGGAUAUGGCUUUAACAGUCAGGGCAAGUCGGAUGUGAAAGAAAACCUUUCCAGCUCACGCACAAACGUAGCAGAUGACGAUAUGGCAGACAUCUUAUUCUUGAAUGGAAAGUCAAAUGGGGGGUCGACAGGUUUCUGUGGCUACUCCACAGAGUUACAGCCUUAUGGAGGAGAACGUAAGAAAUCACUUCUGCUGAGUCAGACCACGGACAAAGGAAAAGAGGAAAUUACCUUGAAGUCGUCAGAGAGAAGUUUUGACCAAAAUGAUGGAGGUGAUCCUGAUUUUGAGAAACCUCAGUCCCCAGACCACCUAAGCAAAAUACCACCAGACACAAGCUUUCAGUACACGACCACUGCUGCCCCUGGAUAUUCCUCUUCCUCUGCCUAUAGUUACUCCUCCUCUACGUCAGGCUCCUUCUCAACCAGCCGUCAGCUUGGAGAAGAGCUGGAGACACCUGCCUCAGCCGAGCCACUGUUUGAGUAUUCCUCCUUUAAAGAAGAACACUCUCCAGUCAUAGACUCUCCCUUCUCCACUUUAACUGGCACCAAAGAUGAUUGUCUUGAAGUAUCUGAGAAACAGGUCACUGGUACAACCACAGCUGAGUCUACCUCUAGCUUUGCCCACUUUUCACCCAUGAGCCCAUUUGAGGAGGUCAAACCCUUCCCUUUACAUUCCAUUGCUUCUCCUGAAGACAAAAAGGAACACACAUCUUUAUGUAGCUUCAUGGAUAAACACCCUCAAUCAGACUGCUUCUAUAAGCCUGAGUGGUCUGAGGUAUCAACUUUGAAAUCUGCAAAGGACUUUGGGUACUCACUAACCAUGCACGCUCAAGAAACAGCACUCUCAGUUGAUAAAGAGGCAGCCAGCGCUGCUCUGUUCUGUGUCACUUCUUCACCACGGCCGGACACUGAAGGGAAACAUUACUUUGAGGAGAGUGACAGUAGCGAAGAAGAGGAUGAGGUAGAUUAUAUGCAGGAAAUGACUCGAAUAUCACCCUCAAGUGGUCUCACUGGUACAUUGACAUUUUCUGACAAGACAGUUUCUUCAGCUGAAGGUGAAAAGACAAGCAGUGCUGAUGUUCUUGGGUCAUACAUGUCCUCACCACUUCAAGCCAGCAAGCCAGACUCAACCAAUGGAACCACAGAAGUCAGUGCAAGCUCAACCCUCCCUGCUGGAGCUUCAGCUAGUGGCGCAGUUCCAGGUACAGCUAGGGUAGAGUCUAAAGAGGGUGCCGGAGGCUACAGGAGCUCCUAUGAAUGGGAAAUGUCCAAGUCUCAGAGAGGCAGGAUGCCUGGUGACUCCCCUCCUCAUUAUCGUCAUGAUGACGAGUUUGAAGAGGAGUGUGAAAUGGAGCCAGAGCACCCAGCACGCCCACUUUCUCUCUCAUCGACUAAUCAGCCAUUUCACUCUCCGUUCUAUGCUGAUGAGUGCAGCCGACAAGGGCAGGAUGACUUUGAUGAUGAGGAUGAAGAUGACAGUGAUCAGGAUAUUGCUGGCAAAGCACCCAUAGGAGCAGCCUCUCCAUAUGCAGGCCACGCCUCUCCAGGAUAUUCAUCCUGUGAGUACAAACAGCGUAAAACUGACCUUUCACCUUCCUUUAUCAACCCAUGCAUGCAGCAGCUAUGUAGUGAUGAAGAUGAUGAAGAGCAAGGACAUCAAAGUGAGCAGUCGCAGGAGGGAGAUGAAAAUGACAUGUCAGUUAAGAAAAGCGCUCACAAGCACCCCCACAUUCCUCAGUCCCACAGCAGUUCUUUCCAUCAAGUCAGUGACAUGUCAGCAGCGUUGGGUCUAGCAACAGAAGACACACCACCCACUUCUAUAACCGAGUCCCUCCCCUCUCAGUCAGACUCUGAAGUGCCUCCAGGCACAGAAGAGUACCCGUCAUUCACUGGUGAAGGCAACAUUGAUUCAGAUGAGGAUGCAGACUGUAUGCCUAUUGACAAAAUAUCUUCCACAGGAGAAGGCAGCCAUCACCCUGCCUCCUGGAAGAGCCAUGACCCACUUCCCACACCUCAAAAGGACCCCUACCCCCACCCUCCUCACCCUGACGUGUGCAUGGUGGAUCCUUACUCUUUGGGUAAUGCUUCAGUUAAGAAAGAGCCUAAAGCUAAAGGCUUGAAGAAAACUUCUGGGAAAACCAAAUCUGCGUCCCCAGCCAGGCGCAAGAAGUCCCCCUUGCCUGUCAAACAGACAUCAUCUCCUCGCAGUGUGUCACUGAAAAGGAAGGAAGCAGACAAGAGUUCACGCAUGUCUCGCCUGUCUGAUGGGCAAGGCUCAAAGGAUGAUGAUCUCUCAAGGUCAAGUUACAACCCUGGCAAGGGGCUGACCAACGGUAGCAAGAGCAGUUUGGGCUCGCAAAAGGCUGGUUGUACAGCUCCUAUUUAUGUUGACAUGGCCUACAUUCCCAAUCACUGCAGUGCCAAGAAUAUUGAUCAAGAAUUUUUCAAACGCAUACGCUCUGCAUACUAUGUGGUGAGCGGGAAUGAUGCUGCAAGUGGUGAACCAAGCCGAGCCGUUCUCGAUGCACUGCUGGAUGGCAAAGCUCAAUGGGGGACAAGUCUUCAGGUGACGCUGAUCCCGACUCACGACACAGAAGUCACUCGUGAGUGGUACCAGCAGACACACGAGCGACAGCAGGAGCUUAACAUCAUGGUCCUGGCCUCCAGCAGCACUGUGGUCAUGCAGGAUGAAUCUUUCCCCGCCUGCAAGAUUGAGUUUUAGGAAUGCUGUCACAUGCCUGGCCUCCAUACUCUUAGAAUAACUCUUUUCUCAAGCCUGAUUAAUGUGUUUUUGCCCAUUUUGCGGUGAUUUUACAGAAAUACUAAACAGAAUUUAAUUUCAUUUAAUUCAGUUUUAAAAAAAUGUUUACUAUUCAUGAAGCUUGUUGUGACUGUCACUGUUUACAACAAUUACAGUAUGUCCUCCUGACAUUAUCAUUCCAGUGUUCUAUUUAAGACAAAGUGGAUGUCAGUGUCCUUACACAAAUUUUUAAACAAUAGGAGAAAAUGCAAAUAGGCAGUUUCUGUCAAGAAUUUUUAGUUGCUAUUCCUUCAUUUGGCUUAAAUCUAUAUACAUCCUUGCGCACCAAAUGCCAAUUUGAAUUGCUGUCCUCCCCAGUAUCUCAGUUUUAGUUCUUUUGCUGUAUAGCUAAUCAGAAUGAAAUAUUGUGCUGGUAGAAAAUUGCUAUCGUGAUCAGUUUCCUUACUUUGAUGACAGUUUCAGUGUUUGAACUUUGUGCCUCCGAUUGAAAUAUAGAAUAAUAUUGGAGAGGCCGCAGUGUCCCUUCAAUGUCUUUCAAAUAUAUUUGCUGUAGCAUAGGAAAGAUCUUAAUCAAACGUCCAUAUUGUUGUGAACUAUUUCUUUGAUGAAAAUCACCUGUUACGGUUAGUACUGAUGUGGAUUUGAACAAUAAUUUCUAAGUAUAUUUCUGCUGUAGUCUUUGAGGUUUCCCCCUCGUUUAUAUGUUGUUGAUAUGCGUUUGCAGAAAACUGAAGAGAAGGGUAGGCAGAUGUGAUGUCUGCAGAAAUGGUCGUCCAAUCCGAGACGUUCUGUCUUUAUAAAGAGCAGCACGUUGUGCAUCUGAAGGAAGAAGUUAAACCUCAUAUCAGCUGCUGCGUCUUAAUCAGCUUUUUCCAAAGCUGCAUCCAAGAACGAAGAAUGUACGACAAUAGAGCAGUGAUUUCCAACCUUUAUGGAGCCAAGGCACACAUUUUGCAAUUGAAAAAUCUCACGGCACACCAACAAACAAAAAUAUCACAAAAAGUGAAAACAUUAAUUACUGUAUGUAUUUCCUCCCAUCUAAUAGAAGAGCAUUUAUUUGUUCUGUCUCUUCUCUCACUAUUCCUCACUGGCAUAAAUAGAUGAACAAAGGUACAUUAUUUCUUGUAACUAAAUAAUUUUUCGAGCAAUUAUGUGAAAUGUUAUAAUUUCCCAUGGCACACUGGUUGAGAAUCACUGCAAUAGGGGAGAGGUUGUGUUUGCACAUUGGACAAGAUGUGGGCUGGUGUGAUUGGUGGCAAAGGUAAGACCCACGUGCCUUUUAGUUCUGAUGUGCUAGAGGGUGGAAGGGUAGAAAUGCGUAUUUGUUAUUGAGACUGAAUAGUUGCUUAGUGAAAGAGAUUUUGAUGAGCUGGUCUCAAUAGUUUUUGUGAGUUUUGUCCGUGACGUGAAUGCACAAAAAGCGAAGAUUCAUGUUUUGCAAGUAGAGCACUUUCGAAAGCAUCAAAUCAGAGUUUCAGUGAUUGAUUUCCACAAACUGCCAGUUUUAAAAAAUAAGCACAAAUAACAACCAGUAUCGUAAAGUGAAAGCAGUUUUUCCUAUUUACUUUAACAAGAAUGAAAUGCAAUGAUUUGAAAAUCCUUUUCAAUUGGUUGAAAUGAUUUGUUUUUUAACAGAAACAUUUCGACAUGAUUUUAUUCUAUUUUUAAAAGUAUAUGGGUCAUUUUCAUUUAAUUUGAUCAUUCACGGUAAAGACACACACAAAAUUUUAGUUAUCGAUUUUUUUUUAUGCUGCCUUGAUUUUAUAUGGGAAAAUGUCUCUGAAACAGCCACGCUUAAAGCCCGAAUUUCAAAAGGUUAUUGAUUUAAAAUUUUCGGCAUUCAUAGUAAAGGUAAUCCUUAUUGACAGAGCAAAUGGUGGUGGCCCAUUGAAAUACACUACUUUUUAUAACGGUAAAGGAAAACGUGCAUAACGAUAAAGCCAUGAACAGCUUCAUAAAAAUCGUGUGAAUUGCACAAUUUAGGUGUUGACCUUCAAACUCUUCAGAUACAAGUGCAUGAAUUAUCCUAGCUACUCAUUACACUCUUUAAAGGUAAAGACAUGCAAUAGUUCCAAAACUUUCACAAAUUCAUGCCUGUGUAUAUUCUCAUGCAUCCAGGUCAUUUCAUUCUCAGGGCAUUGAACUGAUCACAACUGCACUGUUCUGUUUGUCUUAGAAAACGUCUCGCCUCUCAUCCGAGCAGGCUUCAUCAAUUCAUGCAACAAGGCUUAGUUAGGACGCACUAGCACUAAUGGGCUAGUAAAGCAAAGCAAAGCAAAGCAAAGCAAAUUUAUUUAUAUAGCGCAUUUCAUACACAAGGUAACUCAAUGUGCUUUGCAUGAUAAAAAGCAUUUAAAAACAAAGAAAAAAACAGCUUAUAAACAUUUAAAACAAAGAGAAAAUAAAAUAAAUUACAAUAAAAAUACAAGUAAAACAGCAUACAGUGCAAGAAAUAUCAUUUAAAAGUGGAAAUGCUCUAAAAAGCAUGAGAAAAAAGGAGUUUUUUAACCUGGACUUAAAAACAUUCACACUUGGGGCUGAUGUCACUUCUGCUGGCAACUUAGUCCAUUUGUGUGUGCUGCUUCACCAUGUUUGGACUCUGUGCUCCACUAUUUGACCUGAGUCUGUCGAUCUCAGAGCCCUACUGGGUUUAUAUCCCAUUAGCAUUUCAUUCAUGUAUUCAGGACUUAAACCGUUUAGUGAUUUAUAGACCAGUAGCAGAACUUUAAAAUCUAUUCUAAACCUGACUGGAAGCCAGUGUAAAGACUUUAGAAUUGGAGUAAUAUGUGCUGGUCAGAACCCGAGCCGCAGCAUUCUGAAUGAGCUGCAGAUGUUUAAUGCUUUUUAGGGAGUUCAGUCAGAAGACCAUCACAAUAGUCAAGUCUACUUGAGAUAAAAGCAUGGAUGAGCUUCUCCUGGUCUGCUUGACACGUGCAAGGUUUCACUCUGUAGUAGUGUAAAUUAUCCUAACAAUGCCAGAACUACCGGGCUAGCGCGUCCUAAUUGAGCCUUGUUGCUUGAAUUGAUGAAGCCUGCUCGGACGAGAGGAGUAAUGUUUUCUAAGACAGUCAAGUUGCGAUCGGUUCACAAAUUCAUAUAUAUUAUUUCAUAUCACCAUUUACUCUGCUGGCUGCUAUUGUGUGAAUGCAAAAUGACUGCCUUAUCUUGGUGCUUCAGCUCACAGAUCCCUCUGGUGUAUUGUAACAACAUAAUGAGGCUCUCUCCAGUGGUAUUAUUGGUAAAGACAGCUUGAGUAAAAGAGGACCAUUUGUAAAAGACCCCCCCCCCCC